AUGAUCAGCAAUGAAGAGAAAAUUGGGGGAGUUAAUCUUUCAGAAUCUGACACUAAGGAUUUCUGUGAUUUCAUUGAGAAUUGUCAACUUGUUCAUCUUAAAAACUCUGGUCAUGUGGAAUUCUUAUUGCCAAGCUUCUCUGACCAUUCUCCAGCACUGGUUUCAAUUCAUGAGGACUUCCUACAAAGGAAAAAACCCUUCAAGUUCUUUAAUAUGUGGACUAAACAUGCAAGUUAUCUAUCUGCUGUGUCUGAAGCCUGGCAAGUACAGAUUGAGGGUUUCAAGAUGUAUUCAGUCUUCACAAAACUAAAAAAUCUGAAAAAUGCUCUGAAAGACAUCAAUAAAAGACAUUACCUUAACAUAAGUGAGCAAGUGAUGAGGGCAAAGAAAAAUCUGGAUACAGUUCAGGUAAAUCUGCAAAAAGACUAUCUCAAUGCUGCUCUCAUCAACAAAGAAAAGGAAUGCUUAGCCUCCUAUAAUAAAUUGCUGGACUGUGAGAUGUCCUUUUACCAACAGAAGGCAAGAAUUGAGUGGGGGAUUAAGGGAGACAGAUGUACUAAUUUUUUCCAUUCUAUCAUUAAAUCCAAGAGACACCAUAGCAGAGUGACAGUGAUCUAUAAUAGUUCUGGAGAAAGAAUUACAGAUGGGGAGGGGAUAAAAAGUGAACUAAUCUCCUUUUACAAAGGUCUCCUGGGGACUAAAGUAAAGACAAACCCCCCAGAUAUCAAUAUUAUCAGGAAUGGGCCUUGUUUAAAUGACACACAUAUCAGAUUCCUAUCUACAAAUAUUUCAAAAGAUGAGAUUAAAUCAGCAGUAUUCUCUAUGCCUGAUGGGAAAGCUCCAGGGCCUGAUGGGUAUAAUGCAGUUUUCUACAAAACAGCUUGGGGAAUCAUUGGUGAAGAGGUAACACAGGCUAUUCAAGAGUUCUUCAGAACUGGAAAGUUGUUGGGCAUGGGGAUGAAGCAUAUUUCACCUAGAGUAAUGCUCAACAUUGAUAUAAGGAAAGCGUUUGACACAUUCAGCUGGGAAUUUCUGGAGGAUAUGCUGCAGGGUCUGGGUUUUCCUAGUAAGAUGACAAAUUGGAUAAUGGCUUGUAUCUCUACUCCAAAGUAUUCAAUUUCUUUAAAUGGAUCCCUCCAUGGCUAUUUCAAAGGGGAGAGGGGACUGAGGCAAGGUGACCCUUUAUCACCUUAUUUGUUCAUCUUAGGGAUGGAAUACUUAUCUAGGAGAUUGGAUAAAUUAAAGAAUGAAAAGGACUUCAAGUAUCAUCCUAGAUGUGGGAAGUUAAAUAUCACCCAUCUUGUCUUUGCGGAUGAUCUUCUUUUAUUUGCAAAAGGAGAUAUUCUCUCGGUGCAAAAUUUGAAUCAAUGCUUGAGUGAUUUCAGUGCUGCCACAGGGCUUGAAGCCAAUCCUGAGAAGAGUUCAAUAUUUUAUGGAGGUGUAUCUGAUACUAUCAAAACAGCAAUUGGAGACUGUCUGGGUUACAAAGAAGGGGUAUGGCCAAUCAAAUAUCUUGGAGUUCCUUUGUUAUACAAAAGACUAUCCUAUGUAGACUGCCUCCCCCUCCUCAAUAAGAUUUCUGGUCAAUUUCAGAACUGGAUGAAGUGCAGAACUUUAUCAUAUGCUGGAAGAAUUCAGGUGAUAAAAAGUGUGAUACUAGGAGUUCAAAUCUAUUGGACUUCUAGUUAUAUAUUACCUAUGAAAGUGCUCCAUAAAAUUGAUGAACUAUGCAGAAAUUACUUGUGGGGGAAAAAUGAUCAGUCACUCAAAACUGCUCUUGUCUCAUGGGAUAAAAUAUACUUAUCAAAGGAUCAAGGAGGCCUGGGUAUUUUCUCUGCAGUAAUAUGGAAUAGAGCCUCAGCUUUGAGGAAUUUAUGGUAUAUACAUGUCAAUAAAGAACUGUUGUGGAUUAGAUGGAUUCAUGGAAACUACUUAAAAGAUAAAAGCAUUUGGCAAGUGCAGGCAAAAAAUGGGGAUUCAUGGACAUGGAAACAAAUGUUGAAGACUAGAGACAGUUCUUUGAUUCACUGUGUGGGGGAAGCUAACCUAAGUCACCUUAUUGCUUCAUGCUAUAAAAACACCAAGGUUCAUCUCUCUUCCCUGUACAGGAUUCUUUCCCCCAAUGUCAGCAAGGUGAAAUGGCGGAAUACUGUUUGGGGGGAUAUGAACUAUCCAAAGCAUUCUCUAAUUUGUUGGCUUGCUAUCCAAGAUAGGUUGCUAACAAAGGAUAGGCUGAUACAGAGGAAUAUUGUGACAGAAAACAAUUGCUGCUUAUGUUCAAACUCUGGUUUGGAGAGCAGGGACCACUUAUUCUUUAGUUGUCCUUUUUCUAGUGAAGUUUGGAAUCAAGUGAUGAAUUGGUUGCAGUUUAAAUGGAAGGCUUGCAGCUGGAGAUGCCUCCUUGACUGGUUCUGUACCAAGAUAAGAGGUAAAGGGAACAAAACGAAAGUAAAGAGGCUGGCUUUUACUUCUACACUGUAUAAAAUCUGGUGUGAACGCAACAGUAGGAUCUUCAAGCAAGAAUGCAAAAGCAAGGAUCAGUUGGUGAAGGAAAUCAAAAUGGAUAUAUUAAUCAUUACUCUCAACAGCUCCCUACCGGAAGAUUUUAAAGAAUGGAUCAGUUCCCUAUAA
Molecule: messenger RNA, 2631 nt
Organism: Asparagus officinalis (garden asparagus)
Lineage: Eukaryota; Viridiplantae; Streptophyta; Magnoliopsida; Asparagales; Asparagaceae
Exons: 3
Coding region: 1-2631 (876 amino acids)
Source: RefSeq, a predicted model, not a curated record